CAGACGCCCCGGCAGCCACGGCGACGGGGCUGUGCCGGCGCCCGCUCGGACCGCCCCGCCCCGCCCCGCGCCUCUGCCGGCCCGGUUGCUGUCAGCUACCUCAGUGUCCGGCGGAGACGUGGUGUAUGCUGAGCCGCUGCGGCAUCCGGCUGCUGGACGUCCUGGUCCUUAGCUUCCCGCUGCUGACCCGCCGGCUGCUUUUCCCCUGCCCUCACCGCCUCAUGAAGCCGCUGGUCGUGUUCGUCCUCGGCGGUCCUGGCGCCGGCAAGGGGACCCAGUGCGCCCGCAUCGUCGAGAAAUAUGGCUACACACACCUUUCUGCAGGAGAACUUCUUCGUGAUGAAAGGAAGAACCCAGAUUCAGAAUAUGGUGAACUCAUUGAAAAGUACAUUAAAGAUGGAAAGAUUGUUCCAGUUGAGAUAACCAUCAGUUUGUUAAAGAGGGAAAUGGAUCAGACAAUGGCUGCCAAUGCUCAGAAGAAUAAAUUCUUGAUUGAUGGAUUUCCAAGAAAUCAAGACAACCUUCAAGGUUGGAACAAGACCAUGGAUGGGAAGGCAGAUGUAUCUUUCGUUCUGUUUUUUGAUUGUAAUAAUGAGAUCUGUAUUGAACGAUGUCUUGAGAGGGGAAAGAGCAGUGGUAGGAGUGAUGACAACAGAGAGAGCUUGGAAAAGAGAAUUCAAACCUAUCUUCAGUCAACAAGGCCAAUUAUUGACUUAUAUGAAGAAAUGGGGAAAGUCAAGAAAAUAGAUGCUUCUAAAUCGGUUGAUGAAGUUUUUGAUGAAGUUGUGAAGAUUUUUGACAAAGAAGGCUAACUAUAAACUUGAAAGCAUCCUUGAAAUCAUGCUUGAAUAUUGCUUUGAUAUAGCUGCUAUCACAAUCCCCUUUUAAGGCAAUUUUAAUCUUUCAUAAUUACAUCACAAUUAAUGGUUAGAAAGUAAGACAAAUUAAAUUUUUAUCUUUUUUUUGGUUAUAGGAGUAGUCAAUGAAUUUGGGUCUUAACUUCAUCUUAGCUGUGGUGCUCACAAAACAAAGAAGGGAAUUAGCUAGUUAUUUGUUUUUAUUAAAAAAGAAUAUCCCUUUUAUUGUUUGUGCCUUCUGUGAGCAAAACUUUUUAGUAUAUGUGUAUAUCCCUUUAAUUAUUACAACAUGUCAGGAUUAGGGAUUCCUUACUUCCUCUUUUUCUUGCAGGUUUUAAAUUUCCAACCUGUUAAGUGAAUUUGUGGACCAAAUUCCAAAGGAACUUUUUGUGUAGUCAGUUCUUGCACAAUGUGUUUGGUAAACAAACUCAUACAAUGAAGUCCUAGAAGUGUUUUCAUACUUAUCAAAUAACUGACCAUUUCCUAUAGAAAGGUAAGAAAACUUAGGCUCCCUUUUACUACAACUUGUACAAAGUUGUGUGGCAGGGCAUAGUCUUUGCUUCCAGGGAUUGGGAUGGGGAUAAUGGGGGUUCAGAGCCUGGCAGAAUUGUCAGCUUUAUUCUGACAUAAAUCUGAGGUUAAGGGGCAAAGAUCACAUCUAAUGACAUGUGUUUCUUAUGCUCUAUUAUAUAGUGUUAUUAAUAAUUAAACUGAUCUUAACAAAAUUCCUAGUAGUGGAACCUUGAAAUGCAUGUACUAGGUUUCUGGUAAAAUGGGGUUGAUUUUGUUUGUUUUCUAGGCUAAAUAUAAGGUUAGUGUAAAGUAGAAGAAAUGUAAUGGUUAAAUUUCCCAUUUGUAUUUUAUUUUCUUGAAUACUGUUUUUUCAUAGUUAUUUGUUUAAGAUUUAAAAAUCAUUGCACUUUGGUCAAAAAAAUAAUAAAUAUAUCUUAUAAAUGUUUGAUUCCCUUCCUGGCUACUUUUAUUCAGUAAAUCCUUUUUUUUUUUUUUUUAUUAAUUUGGCAUCAUGUUGAAGCAUGGAAAGGUACAGAAUAAAAAGAAAAGGCUAUAGAGUCCAAAAUAAUUUUUUCUUAAAUCUAUUCUUUCUUUAGAAAUCUCUGAGAAAUUUGUUUUUUCCUUUCUUACAUUUUUUUCUACCAUCACUAGUGCAAAAUGGUAUCCAAGGUUCUUAUUAUGAGAUUUAUUAAAAUGUUUCUCAUCUUCAUCGCUUAUUACCAUUGGAUAUACAGGGUUAAACCAGGCAAGGAAUUUUUAUUUCAUAUAAUUAGGUUUUAUAUUUAAAGUCAUUGGGAAUAGUGAGAACAAUUUAUGGAUAUCUUAUAUUGUAAUAGAUUCAUUUAUUUCUAUGUGUGUUACGAAAUUCACUUACUAAUGACGAAUUUUCAACAUACAGUACUUUCCACUAGAAAACAAAGUAUACAUAAAUACCGUAUCAUAUUAGCCACCAAAAUUUGUAUAGACAUUAUCUUGGUUUCUUGGCAGUGACUGUAAUGAAUUCUUAUCUAGUGAUUCAGUCCAGCCAAUACAGAGGGAUUUUACUGGGAAUUUAAUCAAACACCUGUAGUAUGAAGUAAGAGUAAAGACUUAAUAUUUUGAGUGCAUUACUACUCACAUAAGUGAAGAAAUCCAUCAGAUGGGGAUCUGAAUAUUUAUAUUGAUAUUGUGAAAGCAUCCUUAUUUUAAGGUUUUUAAGAAGACUGCUGAGAUUAGGCGCUUUGCUUCCUUUCAUUAAAUAGCUUUUAACAAAAUCAAGAAACAUAGUAAUUACUAAAUUAUGAAGCUUUGCUUUUUGUUUGCUUCAGUAGAAAAACAUGUUAGCAAUAUUGAGUUUGGGAGCUAAUUGAGCUACAUCUAACUUCACUAGAUUGGUCAUUCAAUUUGUUGAAGGUACAGUCACUAAGAAGUUUUUACUUUAUUGAAAGAUCCCAGUGGAAGCCUUGCUGUUUAUUUUCAUUCUGUGAUGUUGGAUAUAUAUGAAUUAUUUAGUAAAGAAUCCCAAUAAAUUUUGUGCU
Messenger RNA from Hipposideros armiger (great roundleaf bat), 2887 nucleotides. It is a transcript of the gene CMPK1, whose product is annotated as cytidine/uridine monophosphate kinase 1. The coding region runs from base 126 to 812 and encodes 228 amino acids. Gene Ontology annotation, biological process: pyrimidine nucleotide biosynthetic process; 'de novo' pyrimidine nucleobase biosynthetic process. NCBI's taxonomy places the organism in Eukaryota, Metazoa, Chordata, Mammalia, Chiroptera, Hipposideridae. The record is from RefSeq and is a predicted model, not a curated record. The transcript has 6 exons. Gene Ontology annotation, molecular function: ATP binding.